AUGUCGCGGCACCCGGCAGCAAAAGCGCACUACGGCAAGCCGGCUCUUGGGGUCCACCCGCACUGUGUCCGUCUCCAGCCACAACGGCCUAUUCAGACUGUGCCAUCCCUCGACUCAGCGUGCCGCCUACAAACCCGUAAGAAACCUGUCUUUUGCCUGCCAAAUUGCCAAACUUUGCGCCCUCACGACAGACUGAUUCCUUGCGGGCGUGUGGGGAGGUCAAGAAAAAUUUCCGACGAAUGCUGGCAAUUAUCAGGGUCUGUUACCAGGCUUACUGCUGCGACCUUGAACUAA
This is a messenger RNA of Pyricularia pennisetigena, 294 nucleotides long. RefSeq lists its product as uncharacterized. Lineage: Eukaryota; Fungi; Ascomycota; Sordariomycetes; Magnaporthales; Pyriculariaceae. The record is from RefSeq and is a predicted model, not a curated record. The transcript is spliced from 2 exons. Bases 1 to 294 code for a protein of 97 amino acids.